CUAAUUAGGGUUUUGAGUUACUCUCUCGCAGGCGGCCGAAGGUAGAGCAGGAACGACCGAAAAUGGUGAAGGGACGUCAAGGAGAAAGAGUCAGACUCUAUGUAAGAGGAACCAUCCUCGGAUACAAGAGGUCGAAAUCAAACCAAUAUCCAAACACUUCACUGAUUCAGAUUGAGGGAGUCAACACCAAGGAGGAGGUAGCAUGGUACUGUGGUAAGCGCAUGGCUUACAUCUACAAGGCUAAGGUGAAGAAGAAUGGCUCACACUAUCGCUGCAUUUGGGGGAAGGUAGCUAGGCCUCAUGGUAACAGUGGUGUUGUUCGUGCCAAAUUCAAGUCAAAUCUACCUCCUAAGUCUAUGGGAGCUAGAGUAAGAGUCUUCAUGUAUCCCAGCAACAUAUGAGUUCCGAGAUAUAGUUGGUUAAUGGCUCAGAAGGAAUUGCUGUCUACUUGUUUUUAUCAACUUAGUCAUAUUGUUUAGUGUUUUUUGGAUCCAAUUUUCUCUUUGUUUAGGAUUAUGGAGCUGUUACUCUUCCUUAAAUCCAAUCAAGGAUUCUUCAACCCAUUUUGUUUCUCAUUUUUAAUCUUUGAGCAAUCAUAAACCGAUGAUGAUGUAUUCUGUUUCUUUCAUUACCAUGUUUGUUUUCA
Rubroshorea leprosula is the source of this 646-nucleotide messenger RNA. The record is from the annotation of a GenBank genome assembly. Lineage: Eukaryota; Viridiplantae; Streptophyta; Magnoliopsida; Malvales; Dipterocarpaceae.